AUGGACAGUAGCGGAUUAACAUAUAAUUCGCUCAGCGAGUUACAAGCUUUGAGCGAAAUUCCGCGAGAAUUGCUCAAUUCAUUUGAUAAGAAAAAUUGCGAAGAGUAAGAGUUCAAAGAUAGUAGAUAAUAUAAAAGAAAACUUUCAGAACUUAUAAAUCUUUCAAAAAGCUGGUGGAAGAAGCAAGAGCGGCACGUGGUGAUUUUGAAAGACAGUACAUUUUUUAUAUGCGAGGCGGCGAGCUAGCCAAACUGAUAAAAGAAAAAAACGGAUACAAAACUUUCAUUGUGAGUUGAUUCGAAUUUAAAAUUUUUGCAUCUUAUAAGUUUUUCAGAACCAGCCAAAAAAUAAGUUUGUCGGGCAAGAGUUUUACAAUUAUUUCAUGGAAUGUGUCGAUAAAGGAGGAGAGCUUCAAACAUUGUUAGCAAAAGUGAGUUUUUUUUUUUUUUGGUAUUUCAACUCUAUUUUACAGAAGUAUGAUAAUCGAAUAUUACGAUUGGAUAAAAAUGAGCGAGCUUCUUUGGAUUCUUCAUCGGACUGCAAGGAAAACGAAGGUUCUAAGAUUUCGGUUUCAAAGCAAAUAUAUUUAUUCUCAGGGCCUCAUGUUCUGCCAAAGUUCACAAUAUCUCCAAAAGAAUUAGUGAGAAUGGUCGAAAGCGAGAGGCCAAAGAAGAGCGCCAUGAUUUUCGAUUACCGGUAAAAGCAAGGAAAAAUAAACUUAAUUGAGCGAGUUUCAGGAAGGAUAAAAGUGAAAUUAUCCGUUACCCCAACGAUCAUCUCAUCACUGUAAUUCGGAUCCCAAACGAAUUGAUCGAGCCCAAGUUUGUUUUUCUUAUUACUUUGGUGAGAAAAAGUACACAUAAUCUGUGUUUUUUUUUUCCGAUUUAGACUAUCUAUUUUCGCGAACUUUUAAAGCAAAAAGACAUGUUAGCUGAGCCACGAUCCGUAACAUGUUCUUAACAAGAAAAUAAGCCUAAUUUCUUUCCUUCUGACUUUUUUCAAUAAUCUCAGACAUCCUGUUUAAUAUAAUCCUAGCCGUCUUCGCUUGGUUCCGACUUUUUUCUAUUUCAAGGCUGAUUUACACGCACCUGAAGCAAAAGCUGGACGUUGGACAAAGGACGUUGUUGGGUCGAUUGAACUCUUUCGACCACGUCGUUCUGAUGGAGGAAGACGAGCCGGCCAUCAAGAACGGAGACGCCGUCGCUGGGAGCAAAGCCAACAUUCUCUUCAAGGCUCUUUACGAGGUCCCUUCAUGGAAGUUUACUUGUUAUCCCGUUCGGUUUGCAGUACAGCGGAAAAGACAACGGACCGAAAAAGCGGCCGAUGUUCAUGGAGGGAGGCUAUGCCAUGUGGCGGCUCCAAUAUCCCACCUACACCUUCAACUUGGUAACUUUCUCUCUUCCUCCUUUUUUUUCAAUUUUAAAAUAUUUAUUCGUUUGAAAAGCUGUUUGUUUAUAGCGUAGGGCUGAACAUGUAACUGACUUUUUCGUGUUUAUGUGUAACCGAAAAAAAAAAAUUCAUUGAAAUCUUGCUUUAUUUUUGGUUAUUCCGUCCUUUAUUCCGUCCUUUAUUAUUUCUGAAAUUUUAUUCGCAAUGCUGACAUGAUUUGACUGAAUUCGAAGUAGAGGUCGAAUUUCAAAAGCUUAGUGUUUUUUUUUAGUUUGGACCUGAGUUCAACUGAACCUAAAUUUGAAAAAAAUGAGAAAAUAGCUACAAAAGGGAUCACUGAACCAGUUUUUUAAGGCGCCUUCGACACUCUCGGCUAGGCCAAUAGACGAUUUGGAUGACGCCGUCCAAAAGUACAAAAGAGGUGUUUCUCAAUCGAGAUACGGAAUUCAAUAUAAGUUCAGACGAAUCUCUAAACACGAUUGUGUAUCCCGACCUUUUCAACCUGCAAAUAAAGGAAAAGAGCAACGUGCUCACGGAGAAGAAGGCUGUCAAUCAGGGAAACGACAAUCGUCAGUUUCUAUCUUUUCCUUCACUAUCAAUUCAUGUAUUUGAUCUUUUCAGAGACUCGUACAGAAACGACUUUCUAUGCCGAUGGCGUUGGGCAGGUUGUUUUUCCGGCCCGAGGUUCUUUUUUGUCGUUUUCUUCAUCUUCUUGUCUUUUUCCAGGACCGUCCCUUCCUAAUUCAAAUAACGUCAAGAUCGACGGUCAAUCCCCAGCUGGUAAGUGUCUUUUGCCCAUUAAUUCCAGCAAUAGCUAAAGGAAUUUAUUUGAUUUUCUAGUGAUAACAACUUUUCCUCGAUCUCUCACCUUUCCAACGCAUUUUGUAGUCAAUUGUUAUGGAAAACUCCAUUUGUGAAUCUUUUUGCAGUAGUUUUUGAGAAGUUUCAUUCAAACCAAAAGAUUACACUCAGAUGUAUUUCCAGUCUGUAUUUUUCAGUAAUUCCUCCUCGUCCAACGGCGGCUGAAUUGAACGCCGUCCCGCAUUUGCCUCACAGGAACGGCCAACUGAACUCCGAAGAUUCGAUUUUGAAGCAAAAGGCUGUUUCCACUGAAUCCAGUAGGCACUUCCAAGUUUUUUCUUAUCGAAAAUGAUAAAUUUUUUGGAAUAGGGAAGAAUGAAAAUAUUUUUCACCCUGUAUCAGAAGUUUCUUUUUUAAUUAUUCUUUCCUUGCAAAGAUCAAUGUUUUCAGUUAUAAAUGACGUUGGUCCAGUCGCUCCCCCUUCUGUCGACCGCGCGAACAAACCUCCGCUGACCGUCCAAGUACCGGGAAAAAGCUGUCUUCCUUUGCAUUAGAGCGCAUUUCAGAGUCAGAACCCGCCGGGGUCGUUCGGAAUCCCCCUGCAGCCAGGCCUCGGCAAGCUUCCCAAGCUGAACGGCGGCGAAAAAACCAACGGUUUCUCCCAGACUCCGCCCACUUUACCCAAUAUGCCGCCAGUUCAACAAUCUGUGCCCUUCAAACCGUUCGUUUUUUUUUCAAUUGAAAGAAGACUAUAAUUUUACAAAAGUCCUGUAUUUCAAUAGCCGUGAAAACAGCUAUGAUUUUAAUUUUUCCAUUGCUGUAAAAGAAAAGAAAGUCAGAGAAAAGCUUAGUCGAAAUUUUGAAUUUUUUUCUCCCUUUUUUUUAGCUCGAAAAAAAGGUGAAUUUGUUUGUGAAAAUGAUUUUCCAUAUUUUUUUUUCACAAAUUUCAAGGAUUUUAGGAAUAUUUCUCAUAGUCGCUGUCUACGAAAGUUUUACACUUCGCGAGGUUUUUGUAUGACUAUCUCUAAUUGAAAUUGCUGAUAAAAAAAACAUCCUCAGAAAAAUUUUCUCAAGUUUUCAUCGUUUUGUGUUUUGCAGAACUCCCCAACCGCCUCAACUAGAUCGAGGCACCAAGCCCCCAUUGGUCACGUGAGUUUCCUUCUUUGAACUGAAAUAAUGGUCAUCUUAAAUGAAGUUUGCGUAGGGCGCGUUCAUCUCUGAAAAAAAGGCUUUUUAUUUUGAAGCUUUCAGGCAAAUGCAACAUUUUUAUCGUAUUGCUCUUUUUUUGGCUAUCGGACAUCAUGAAAAAAGAAAAAGAAAGCUAGGAUUGAAAAAAAAGACGUGUGAAGAACCGAAAUCGGCAUUACUAACUCAUUGUCAGUCAACUUGACGCGUCUGCGCUCCAACUUACUUAACUGUAUCUGCUGCUGCCGAUGGCGGCCUGAAUGAGACAGAAGUUGAUGAACAUGCUGCGCGGCCACUCGUCGUCGGAAAACGAGAGCGACGACGAGUUGGACGAGCGGGUCGCCGAGCACAAGCGUCGCUGGCCGCGCCUCAGAAGUGUCGGUUGCAGGCCCGAGCGCGAGGCCUCGCUCCUCAAGAUCUACGAACAGAUGCGUCUCGCCCUGGCUCAGUCUCCGUCCCGACAUGGGCAUCCGGUUCGUUUUCGGAAAAACCUUUUUUCCUUCUAUUCGCAGAGUUUUUGGGUCAAAGAAGCUUCUAUUUUUGAUAUCAAUUUCGAACCAAUCAUACCCACUUUUGUAUCAUUCUAUGAGAUAAUUUUGGAACGUGCAGUGUGACUUUACUAGAACGGAAAAGAAAAUGAUUUUUGGUUUGUUCUCUGCGAUCUUUUCUCAUUCUCUAUUUGAGAAUACGUUUUCAUCUUCUUAAUAGUUCACCGUCCUCAUGAAAACCAUUCCCUGUUCAGUUUUUUUUGUUCAGAUGCCUGGUCACACGGGUCUCUACAACAUGGGCAACACCUGCUUCAUGUCGGCGACUCUCCAGGUUGUUUUCUAUCCUUUUACUUUUCAAAAAACCUUUUAUUUUUUUUUUAUGAAAACAAACUUUUUCAGUGCCUCUUUCAUACACCACAACUGUGCGACGUCUUCACUCGGGAGAACUUUUUGUCUAAAAUUAAUCCGUAUGUUCCUUUUUUUAAUUUAAAGAUCAUCAUAGGAACUUUGCAGACAGAACAAAUUAGGAACGCAAGGCGUGAUUUCGGCUGUUUUUGCUGCUUUGGCGGAUAUCAUCUGGAGCGGUCAGUACUCGGCGAUCCGGCCUCAACGGUUUUUGGUGGGAUUUGAUGUUUCGAGUUUGGGACAAAAAGCGAAAAACAAGUCUCGAUUAUUAAUAGUGAUUCUUUUUGAUUCAAAAAAAAAACGUGUGAAAAUGCGACGAAAACAAAUUUUUGCAACAACCAUGUUUCUCUGAAAGUUUUUUUGGCUGGAUUGCUUGCGUUAUUUUUCUUGUCAUAUUCUCAAUGAUCAAAAACUAUACGGGUUCCAUAAUUCAAUCGAAAAUUUAAAUUCUUCGAUAAGUUUUAUUAUGACAGUAUUUUAUCGAAUAUUCCGAGUUCCAACACAUUUUUUUUGGUUUACUCGGGGUGGAUACUUAGUGAUUUUCGCUUUGACUUCAUCUGAUGCCUGAAAAGUUACUAUUUCGAUUUUUGGCCCUUUCAGCAACUUUUCGCGAGUCAAGUGAAUUCCUCGCUUGCCGACGGCGAGCAACACGACGCCAGCGAGUUCCAGUUGUUCCUGCUCGACGCCCUCCACGAAGACACCAACCAGGUCUGUCGUCCUCCCGCCUCCCCGGACGCGCCCCACUUGCAGGUCAUCAACCGCGUCUCCUUCGAGCAGAACUAUCGCGGCGGCGACCGGAUAGCCAAGGACGCCGAGGAUUAUGCGCAGAAGAGCCGGAAGUUCGCCUACUCGCCCGUCAACAAAAUCCUCAAUGUAUGAUAUCAUCAGUGUUCGAAGCAGAGGACGAGAUCGUCGAUGAGGCAGUUUUAGCAUGAAUAUGGCUCUGUGGAUCGAUUGCGAAGAGAGAUUUAUUUUUCCGAAGCUUUUUAUUUAUUUUGAAAGCUCGCAAGCUGUGUGAAUGCCUUGGAAACAAGAGAUUCAGAUCCAAACGGUGUCCGAGCUGACGUGCGCCUCGUGUGCGGAGUCUUCGGCGACCUUCGAAGAGAGUACUCUGCUCUCGGUGGAACUGCCGUCGGAUGACCGACCCUGCUCCCUCACAGAGUCUCUCCGGUCGCAUUUCUCCGAAACGGUUGCGUAUAUGCACAUAUUAACAUGAAUUCUGUUCUAAAAACUUUUUGUUUAUACAUUUCAACGUGAACUCAUGCUUCAAUUUAAGGAUAGGCAAAAAGAUUUUUCAACUUUUUUUAAACGAAUUAUUAUCAAAAUGAUUCCGUAGUCUGCAAAAAUAUCUAUUUUUUUAUAAGGACAUUAGAAUGAAAGGGCUUUGUGGAAUAUUUGAGGCUUCCUUUUUAAAAAUCUAGUAGUUAUUUCAAUUCAAAUUUUCAUUCAGUAUGUCAAGAGGUUUUUGGCUAUUUACCUUAAAAUUCGAAAGUUCUUGUAUAGUUGAACGGCUUGUUUAUUUUUUAACAACUCGGUUUUGAGAGGCACAUUAUCUCAAGUCAUUUAUUUUCAGAGACUCGACGGCGACUGCCGAUGGAAUUGUCCAAGGUGUAAAAAGGCACGACCCGCGGUUCGGAAAACGAGACUCUGGACCCUGCCACCAGUACUGGUCAGUGCAUAUUUGGAUAUGGGAGAGACCUUUCGACGAUUUGAGGUGAUACAUCUGAAGAGGUUCUCCCUGGUGCACGGCGAGUACGUGAAGAACACGGCGGCCGUCGCUUUCGACACGAAACUCGACGCGAAUUCCUUUCUGCACGCUGCCGCGCCGCACGAAAAGCUCGCCUCCUACAAGCUCUACGCGAUUACGGUAAGCACUUUUUGUUUCUCAUUCGAACACGGUUUGAUCUAUUUCAAAAUGAAGCUGUGUAUAAAGUUUGACCAGCAAACUUUUUUUUAGCCCCAUGCUGAUUUUUUUAAUGGAACUUGACUGAAAUGUACCUUAGGACCGUCUAAUUUCAGAACAAUUAAACUUUUUGCGCAACCUACACGAGAAAUGAAAAAAAAAUGAAAGUUUUGGAGCUUCAUAACACCAAAAAAUGAUCUACGGCGAAAAUAUUUUUCUUGUUCUCAAACCAGGAAAUCCGAAAGUAAAUUUUUGCCAAGUUAUGUCAAAAGUUCAACGUGGGGCAAAGUUCCUUUAUAAGGCUUGUGUGAAAUUCCGAGCACCAGUUCUUUUUCUUUUUAUUACCUUUUCCUUGAUCAAAGCUUCUGCGGAGAAGUUUCAUUAUUAACGCGUUUUCCAGAACCACGUUGGUCGCUUGAACUCGGGUCAUUACACGGCUUUGGCGUCGCAUUUGAGGAGCGGAAAAUGGCUGCGAUUCGACGACGAAUCCGUUUCUUCGGCCGAGGUCUCCUCGGUCGACGUGAGUUUUUUUUCCCAUGUUCAGCGGCUUACCAAAAAGAAAGAAACGAAAAAGAUAUUUUUGAAUAGAAGUAGCUCUUGGAAUUUCUUUGAAUAUCUUCCUGUUACCAAACUCCACGUAGUUAUUUAUGAUAUCAUUUUGAAAUAAAAACUCAUGAAUUUUUAUUGGUACUUCGGUGAGUUGAUUUCUGUCUAAUAUUGACAAGUGCAAAGUUUGUAGCUGAAUAUUUCAAAAAUCUCUUCCAAUGGGAUUUUUUUAUGGCACAGAAUUUCAUGAAAGCAACAGAAAAAUAUAGGAUUAGAAAAGAAGCCAAAAACUAAUAAAAGUUUUGUCCAUAGCGAAAAUUUGCCGAAAGAUGGACAAUUGGCGAGUUCAAAAAAUUUUUUUAACGAAUUUUUUUCAAAAGGAUUUUUUGAAUCACUCAAGGUAAUAAUAAAUUCGUUCUGGUUUGGACAACUGAAUUUUCUCUUAUUUCUUCUUACUUAAUCUAUUUUCAUGAAAAAAAUUCUCAGUUAGGAUGCUAAAAAUCGAAAACUUGUGAGCUAAUCACAUAAUAGCCAUAAUUGCUUCAAAACAGUUUCAUUCCGUUAUUUUUCUACCUCAUUUUUUUGUUGAUGAACCGCCCGUGUCUCAUAAAUUACUUGCGCGGUGUCUGCAUGUCACUCCAAAAAAGGAUUUUUUGGGAAGACGUCCGCGACCCCGAUAAUGUUUCAUGUCCGCAGGGUUUUUGAUCCCGAAAGUGCGAACGGAUCCAUCAUUUUCGCGGCUUUUCUCACCCUUUUUGUCAGCCGUCGGACACCUCUUUUUUUUGGCCGCGUGCGCAAAUUUCGGCGAUUGUCUGCGUCGAGGCUUGCGACUUCCCGUGUUGAAAUUCAAGUUGAUAUGUUGCGUUUCCUUCAGGUCAAAUGUCAUUAUUUGAAAUUAUUGCCUAUGCAGCUUCUCUGCUGGUUUCUCAGUUAAGCUGAUUGAUCCACUUUUCAUCCAAUUACGAUCCAACGGUCGAAAUGUUCUUUUGAAGUAUCCUUUCUUACUCAAAAUAGAAUGAAUUUUCUCAUCAAUGACAGCUUUCUUUUCAGCACAAAUCUGCCUACAUACUGUUCUUCAAGCGACAAUGA
Molecule: messenger RNA, 7806 nt
Organism: Caenorhabditis auriculariae
Lineage: Eukaryota; Metazoa; Nematoda; Chromadorea; Rhabditida; Rhabditidae
Source: the annotation of a GenBank genome assembly